Mucor mucedo is the source of this 1302-nucleotide messenger RNA. RefSeq names its product seryl-tRNA synthetase. The record is from RefSeq and is a predicted model, not a curated record. Gene Ontology annotation, cellular component: mitochondrion. Gene Ontology annotation, molecular function: tRNA binding; ATP binding; serine-tRNA ligase activity. The transcript is spliced from 2 exons. Gene Ontology annotation, biological process: mitochondrial seryl-tRNA aminoacylation. NCBI's taxonomy places the organism in Eukaryota, Fungi, Mucoromycota, Mucoromycetes, Mucorales, Mucoraceae. Bases 1 to 1302 code for a protein of 433 amino acids.
AUGACUUUAAGAAAUUACGAGACUGAUUGUGCAUUACGCGUGAAGGAACUUUAUAGCCAACGUAACCAGUUGCAAGAGAAGGCCGAGAUCUUGACCAGGGAACGUGAUACUGUGAACCAACAAAUUCGUACCGCUGUCACCAAGGAGUCUCGACAACCUUAUAUCGCACAAGCAAAACACUGGAAAGACCAGUUACGUCAAGUGCAAGAUCAACUUGUUCGAUUAGAGUCCGAGUUGAUUAACCAAGCACUUUUGAUCCCCAAUGAUACACACACACAAGUUCCUAUAGGACCUGAAAGUAAUGCUAGACUCGUAAAGACUAUUGGUACGCCACGCUUAUCUACUGCUGAAACACCUCUUGCGGACCACGUUGAAUUGGCUGAGCGACUUGACAUGGUGGAUUUCGAACAAGCGUCUCUUGUGACAGGAUCCAAAUUUUAUUAUUUAAAGAAUUACGGAGCUUGGUUAGAAUUUGCAUUAAUUCAAUAUGCGAUGCACAAGGCAGCUGCCAAAGGAUUUAGCCCAGUAUUAGCACCUGAUAUGGUACGUACCUCUAUUGCUUACGGGUGUGGAUUCCAACCUAGAAAGAAGGAGGCCUCGCAAAUCUAUGAUGUUAGUACACCAAGUACACAUGCAUCAGCACCUAAAUUAUGCCUGGUAGGAACAGCAGAAAUUCCGUUGGCUGGUAUGUUUGCCAAAAAAUUGUACAAAGAACAAGAAUUGCCCAAAAAGAUUGUUGGAUUUUCGCAUGCUUUUAGAGCGGAAGCUGGACAUGGGUCUGCAGAAGAACGUGGGUUAUAUCGUGUCCAUCAAUUCUCCAAAGUUGAAUUAUUUACUGUUACUACACCGGGACAAAGUGAAGCCAUGUUGCAAGAAUUACAGGAUUUACAAGAAGAUCUGUUCAAGGAUUUAGGUUUAUGUUUCAGAGUAUUGGACAUGCCUACAGAAGAAUUGGGAGCUAGCGCAUAUCGAAAAUAUGAUAUCGAGGCUUGGAUGCCAGGCAAGAAUGGAUGGGGAGAGAUCUCAUCUACUUCAAACUGUACAGAUUAUCAAACACGUCGUUUAGAUGUGAGAUAUUUGAAAAACGAAUUUCAAGAGAAUGAAGGUGCAAAGGAUGUACGUGUUCCAUGGCAUAUUAAGGAGAAAUUUGUUGAUUACUGUCACACCUUAAACGGUACAGCUAUGGCAGUGCCUCGUGUGAUUAUUGCUCUACUAGAGACCCAUCAAAAUGCCGAUGGCACAAUCAAUGUACCUUUAGCGCUUCGUAAAUGGAUUCCCGGAGAACCAAGUAUAUUAAAAUAA